CAACGUCAUCUCAUGGAGGUCGCUCGAAGUGCCUUUCACGAUGGCGUCGCGAGAUUCAGAGCAGCAUACUGGCUUGAUGGAUGAUAUUUACGAUGAUCCCUCGCAGCUCUCGCAACUGCUUAGGCAGCGCGCAGGCAAUCCCGACACAUAUCAAGCCUCCGACGCGACGGGUCACAGCCUCUUCAUUAGCCCCAGCAAGCCCGCUGCCAUUGCUGCGUCGGCCAACGAGCGCACCUCAUUCCCAGACAAUCACAAUCAUUCCCCGCAGCGAGUGAAUGAUACGACCGCUUUGACGCGCAACGCACCGUCUAGACGCGCCCCAGCCGAUGUAAACUAUGUCAAACCAAACCUCCCGACACACAACACCGCACCAGCAAGCGAAUCCGCUCUAAAGCCCCGAGAGCGCGUUGACAAGAUGUAUCAGACGUUUAGUGGUGUAAUGGAUGGCCCAGGAGACACUCAGCCAGAUAGCCAAAUAUACAAGGAGUGGACGAGUGGCAUCUAUGGGAGUGCUGUCCACGAAAAUGUCCCUACCCAUGGGUUUGGCCGCGAGGAGCAUGAUCAAGGGGCUGAUUCGCUAUCAGAGCCACAAGAUGCUGUAAACUCCAGCCAGGAACAGCUCAGUCCUACCGUCACCAGCCCUACCAUUGCUCCUGAAGAUGAGAACAUCAAUCAAUUCCAGCAUGAUAGUCUGGCUCCUACAAGUCCUCUCAAGUUCGAAACACCGGCUAUGGCGGGGCGGAAGCGAACCAGUGAUGGGCAGAUGCUCAGCUCUGAUCUACGUACAGUAACGCCUGGUACAACACUGACGGCUGCUGCUUUUUUUGGAGGAGGGAGUGGAGGUAUCAAAGGCAUGGGAAAUGCAAUGUCCCUUACGCAAGUGUUCAAUGCUACUCAAGCCCAUACAUCGCCCAUUGUGGAGGGUGUCAGCGACGACGCUGUAUUCCAGCGACCUUCGCCAAACUUCACGGAUGCUCGCAACUCUAGCCCUGUCCCAGUGUUACCUACGUCGAGCCCGAUCAAGGCAGUCCACCUCGAUCCUCUCCGAUCUUCGAGCGAGCCGCGCGCGGCAUAUGUCACAAUGAAGCAGUCGCAAGACAAGCGAUCUCGUGUUGUUACUACUCGCGAGCACGACCACACAGAACAAGAAAGCUGGGACGAACCAAGCAUUACAGAAAAGAGGGCUCUGGCUCGCUCUGCAAGGCAUAAGCUCGAUAGGGAAACGGGUAAAACAUUCGCACAAGUCACAGCGCCGUCAUCAUCACCACCUCAAGGGCGCCGCAAAUUGCGUUCAAUCCCAUCAGCAGGCAAGCUUUCGAGGUUACGAACUCCUGCGACAUCCCGAAGUUCAAGACGGAAUGCUUAUGACGGACCGUAUGAUUGCGACGAGGUCUCAUCGAAUGAGCCAUCACAACAAAAUGCAGCCACUGUCGCUCGAAUUGAAGCGAAUGCAAUCAAUGAGCUUUCACAAGAUGAACACUCGAGCUCAUUGGGUGGCCCGGAUCUGGGAACAAGAGUCCAGGUACCAAAUACCUCCUCCCACCCCAUUCGAACUCUUUCUGGUCGCUCAACCCGAAAUACACCCCCUGCAAGUCCGUCCCUGCGAUCUGAACGGAACCCACACUCCCGUCCUGUGAAUGCCUCCCGCGAUGUUCCACCUGGCUCACCAGAAAAGAGUAGCAAAGAAACAGAAACCAUUAUGGAUUCACAGCCAGACUCUCGGUUAUACGCACAACCCACCUCUCGACCCAAAUCGCUACUGCCACCUUCUUCGCCCUCCACAAAUCAGUACAGCAUCGACCAGACGACUCUGGCUAGAAACACAGGAUACACAAGCCGGGUUGUUUCCUCGUCCGUGCUCUCCAUGCCGCCAAAAUCAAGCACGCAAAGUGCGGGAAAUACCACAGACGCUCCUCCUGAUAAUGUAGACAACGACGAUCGUGUUCCAAGCAGUCCUCCAGCUAUGUCUGUUGACGAAGUCGUGUACGACGAGCAUGACUAUGGUGAACAUCAAUCUGCAGGCGAAGAUGAAGUUGAUGUGAGGUCAGGUGAUUCCGAUACAGCAGACGAGGAUGAAGACCUCCCUCAAGUUGGGCAUAAUGUUAUUGUCGACGAAGACCAAAGUCUACGGGAACCGUCUGUUGGUAGUGAUGCCAUCCCUGAGUCAGAAAGCGUAGUCGAUGAGGGUUCUGGCAUGAAUGUAGACCACCCUGACGAGGCGAAUGUCAACAAAAGGCAUGAUGAUGGCCAUGGGAGGUCGGAUGAGCCGAGUUGCUCAAGUCCAACAACCAAAGGUCUCAGCAGCCCCAUGCACCAGCAGGAUCAGCCUCCUUCCCGGAUGCACCGACAAUCUACAAUCCCGGAAUCUGAUGUCAUGGAAGACCAGCAAGGACACAAACUCGAACAAACUGUAGCUGCCGUGGAUAUACAAAAUGAUCAAGUCAGAGAGUCGACAGCUACUGGUGACAGCGUUUCCCGCCAGACUAAUAGCACGGAGAAUUUCCACACUGCUCAUGAAAACCAAUCAAUUACGCGAACCGGGGUUUCGGGCAGCAAUACGAUUGACACGAAUCGAGAUGAGGGUAAACAAGGUCGGAAAUUGCGCUCCCUCUCUGACAUUGCGAACCAGGCUAGCACGCAGCAGUCCAACAUAGGUGACGUCGAAAUCCCGACAUUGAGCGGUUUAAGCUUUUCGGAAGACAUUGGUGAUAAGAACGAGGUAUCUUCGGCUGAGCCUUCGUUCAUGCAAGAACCUGUGGUGAAGAAACGAAAAAUUACCUACAAAUCGAAGGCAACCCGCAUAUCCCCUUCGAAAAAUGACAGGCAAGAGUCCCAAGAUGCACAUUCUCUAGAGAGACCGGAACCUCAAGUACACAAUGUUACGGAGCCAGAUGAAGUAAGCGCCAUCCAACAUGAUAGUCCUGCAAAAGAUGCGUCGAGGGAGGGCGCAUUAAAGCCAGCCAAGAAGACAACGAUGAAACCUCCCGCAAAAGAAGUUCUUUCGCGCGCAUCUCCCAGGAAUCGGGCGCCAAAGAAGUCUUCCGAGCGAGCGCGGACCAUUCCAGAGACACCAAAGACCGAUGCGCCUGCUUCACGAUUCAAGGAAGGCGAAGAGCAAGCAGCCCCUAUAGAAGAGACAACCAACCAGAACGAAGAGGAAGAACCCUCCGGUGACAUAUUGGUACCAAACAGAGUCAUCGCAUACUGGCCGAGUAUGGGAUUCUAUCCUGCUACUUGCCUGGGUGCAUACGAUUCUCGCCAUCUCAAAAUCCGUUACGAUGACGGUACCCUAAAUUCACUAGAAGCCAUCCAAGUUCGAACUAUGCAAUUAAGAGUUGGAGAUCAAGUCAAGGUGGAUGUUCCGGGUAUAAGAAAGAACAUCUACGUUGUCGCUGGCUUCAAGGAUAAACUUGAUACUGAGAGCCUAGGAGAUUUUCCGUUGACUGACCAGUAUGGCCAUUUGACCAUCGUACUCAAGCUGAAGCAAUCUAGUACGGAAGAACCUAUAUCAGUGCCCAUGGAAAAGAUGUAUCUUACAAACCAGUUAUGGGGGAAAUUCGGGGAUCGACUAUACACAUUUGCCGCCUCGCGCUCUUCUACACCAUCAGCUUCACGCGUUGGGACCCCAGCUGCUACUGUCGAGGAGCCAAUCACGCCGUCUUUGCUGCGGAGGAGUCAUACCGGCCUGUCUUUGCUUAAGGAGCUGCCCACCAGGGCUAUGUCAGUUUCAUCAUCUAAUCGUUCAAGUUCGGUAUUUGCAAACAUGGCGUUCGCAACGACAUCUACCCAAGAUUCAUCUGGGGACUACAGAAAUGGACUCGCUACCUUGAUUACCAACAAUGGCGGUCAAAUACUUGAAGAAGGUUUUCAUGAACUCUUCACUGCAACUGAUAGCUCCGGGGAGCCUUCGGCCACAAACAAACAACAAGCAGCUUCAUCGAGCUGGGAUGGCCUGCUCGUCAAGGAGGAAUACAAAGGACUACGUCUUGUCGCUCUAAUCACAGAUUCACAUUGUCGAUCCACAAAAUUCAUUCAAGCCCUGGCACUCAAUGUCCCCUGUCUCCACGAUCGUUGGUUGACUGAUUCUAUCAAGGCAGGCAUGCCUCUCAAUUUCAGCAGGUAUCUUCUGCCGGCGGGCACGUCGAUAUACUUGCAAGGCGCAGUUCGCUCAAGGAUAAUGCCUUUGUAUGACCCCGCAAGCGAAGAGGCGUCACUCUCGAAGAUGGUGCAAGAGCGCGAGCUUCUCCUAAAGGGUCAGAACAUCUUGUUGGUGACGGGCAAAUCGAAGAGGGAGGCGGAACGAAAGAAGCCCUUUAUCUUCCUGACCUAUGCGCUUAGUCCAAAAGUUGUCGGGAGGUGUACUGAUAUCGCCAGCGCAGUAGAACUGCUACAAGACGGUAGAUGGGAUUGGAUCUAUGUCGAUGGAGGCAAGGCUGGAGUAGACGAAACCGCUGCCACUCUUUUCGGUGACAAGAAUCAGCGCCGCGUUGACGGCGCCACUGCUCCCAAAACGAAACAAGGGAAGAAGAGAAAGCAGAGCGCGAGCAACGACCGUGAUGACAAAGGCAAAGACAGUACAGAUUCUCUUAUCCGCAAGGGUGAAGUCGGAGGGAGAACAAUCCGCAUCGUGUGCGAUGAAUUCAUCGUGCAAAGUCUAAUCCUCGGCGCGUUGGCGGAGGAGUGACGAUAAUAGCCCGAAUGGUUUCGCGUUGCUACUUUUCAGCAUACUUGGAUGAGCACCGCCAUCAGAAGCGGUCAUUUUUAAAACAUACCUGUGGCUGACAGGCAGCCAUACAUGUUCAAUUUUUGGAACUUGUUGGACUUAAAGCGCGUGUUGCCGUAGACUUCUUUAUAAGUUCUUGGAUACCCAAAUAGUGUAAUUUACAAUUCGAAGAUCG
Aaosphaeria arxii CBS 175.79 is the source of this 4898-nucleotide messenger RNA. RefSeq lists its product as uncharacterized. Bases 41 to 4684 code for a protein of 1547 amino acids. Gene Ontology annotation, cellular component: nucleus. The record is from RefSeq and is a predicted model, not a curated record. The transcript is spliced from 2 exons. NCBI's taxonomy places the organism in Eukaryota, Fungi, Ascomycota, Dothideomycetes, Pleosporales. Gene Ontology annotation, biological process: DNA damage checkpoint signaling; positive regulation of transcription by RNA polymerase II. Gene Ontology annotation, molecular function: histone binding.